AUGACACAAUUAUCAACAACUGACAUACUAAGGAUUCCAUACAAUACAGUACAAAUUUCUCCUAAUAAUGGAACUUGGACAUUAUGUUCUGAACAAGCAACAAAAUAUGUUAGCUAUAGUCUGAGAGUGGUGAAUGAUUCAUUUCCAAUAACACCAAAUUAUGGAAUAUCAAGGCCAGGACAAGAACAACCACUAUUACUAACAUCAAAAGUAGGAGUAAUAUCGUUGGUUGUUUAUUCAUCCAACACUAAAUUCAUAUCAUCAUUAUCUUGUUAUAGAGAUUACGUGAUGAAAUGUGAUCAAAACACAGGAGCAAUACCAAUAAAAGAUUCAGAUAAUUAUUGUCUUGUAAUAUGGAAUUCUAGUGUAGAUUUACAAUAUGUUAAUGUUAGUUUAUCUUUUAAUGAAUCUGUAUUUAAUAAUAAUUUCACUAGUCCAAAUAAACAAGGUGGAAAUAAUGUACCAAUAGAUGAUAACAACAAUUCCUUAAUUGACAUUCCAAAUGUCUUUUAA
Messenger RNA from Entrophospora sp. SA101, 513 nucleotides. The record is from the annotation of a GenBank genome assembly. Lineage: Eukaryota; Fungi; Glomeromycota; Glomeromycetes; Entrophosporales; Entrophosporaceae.